GCAGACGUCUGAGCUGCGACUGGACAUUCGCAAAAUGGUAAAUGAGCUUCUAUCGGACGUGGAUAGUGUUUCGCAGUCGAUUCUAAGGAUUCAGGGAUCUAAAUGGAACCAAUGAAGCACCAUUGUUAUUAGCUACUGAAAGUGCAUUCAAAAUACGUAGUUUGGUGUGUGAUUGCUACCCAGGUUAUCAGUCGCGGGUGACGUUGUAUUAUUUUGCAAGUAGUAGGCGUUCGUUUCCAAUUCCAGUUGAGUACAUGGAUGUGUAAUGGAUCAUCGGCUGUGGAAAAUCUGUAAAUUUCGAUUGACAUUCGAGUCUGAUUGUUUCAAUAGUGAAACAAGCGUUUACCAAUUGUAAAAAUUAGCUCCAAAGUGAAUAGUGUAUGAAUAUAGUGAGACCGACAGUGAAGCUUGGAGAAACACAUUCCAUCCAAUUGUGUUGUGGAUUAUAAUCAACACAACAACACUGCACAACCUAUUGAAAAAUUGUGGAAGCUCUUCGCACAUUCCUAACCUAGCAUCCCAGUUGCCAUGGACCGAAGUUGUCUCCCAACGAGCAGGUCGAACUUCCGGAAUCCCUUUGGUCAAAGACCAUGGUUGGAACAAAAUGGAGCAGCGGCAGCUGCAGGUGGUGGCACCGGACUUAAGGGUAUCGUUGCCGGUGGUAUCACCGGUGGAAUUGAAAUCUGCAUCACUUUCCCUACGGAGUACGUUAAAACGCAACUUCAGCUCGACGAAAAAGGUGCCACCAAACAGUAUAACGGAAUUGUGGAUUGUGUGAAAAAGACCGUCAAGACAAACGGUUUCUUCGGUCUGUACCGAGGUCUUAGUGUACUGCUCUAUGGAUCUAUACCAAAGUCUGCAGUAAGGUUCGGCGCCUUCGAAACGUUCAAAGGAUACCUGAUGGAACCAAACGGCCAACUAAGCACUUCCGGUAAGCUGUUGGCUGGUCUGGGUGCUGGUGUAGCCGAAGCGAUCCUUGCUGUAACCCCAAUGGAAACCGUCAAAGUGAAGUUCAUCAACGACCAACGAAGUGCCAACCCCCGAUACAAAGGUUUCUUCCAUGGUGUCGGUCUGAUUGUCCGACAGGAAGGGUUUUCUGGUGUAUACAAGGGACUAACUGCUACAAUCAUGAAGCAAGGUUCCAACCAAGCCAUUCGAUUCUACGUCAUGGAAUCCCUCAAAGAAGUCUACAAAGGUGGAGACCAAUCGAAACCUGUACCAAAGAUGGUGGUUGGUGCUUUCGGUGCGGUUGCUGGUGCUGCUUCCGUUUUCGGCAACACGCCCAUCGAUGUAGUCAAGACCCGCAUGCAAGGUCUAGAAGCGUCCAAAUACAAGAACACCGUCGACUGUGCGGUUCAAAUUUGGAAAAAUGAAGGACCGCUUGCAUUCUACAAGGGCACUGUCCCACGGUUAAGUCGUGUCUGCUUGGACGUCGCUAUUACCUUCAUGAUAUACGACUCAUUCAUGGAACUGUUCAACAAGUUCUGGCGCUAAACAACGGUCAAUAGUUUUAGUCUGCGGUCAAGAUCUUCGACAUGACACGGAAUGUUACAUACAAAUGUUAGAGCCACGCGUCACCAACUCAUCCCAAUGUGUGCUAAUCUGUAUCACCCAUUUAUCAGGGAACUGCCCACGAAGACCUUAUGGACGCUUUUGUAGCAACAAGUACACAACCUCAAUGUUAAUCGUAGCCAAGCUAAGCAGAAAAACGAAUCUUUAAGAAACAAGAAUGCAUUUGUGUUAGUCGAAACGAACCUAGCUCGUUAAUAGGGGGAGGGAAUCACAACUACGUACGGGUAGAUCCUAAGCACUGAAAUCUGACAAAAAAUGUUAAAUGCACAAACAAACUAGCAGCAAACACCCCCUGCCCCCUAGGUUUCAAAACAUAUUAUAUAAAGCAAUCAUUAUGAUUUGUUUGCGGGUAUUUAAAAUGUACUUUAAAUUUUUGAAUUGUGCAGCAACCAAUAAGCAUUCCAUUCAUUGUGACAUUACCUUAUUUGUGGAUAGCAUAGCUAUCUAAUUCCUUUAUUAAGAAUAGUGCAUUCGUGAGCUGCAUUGCCAAAACGCAUUUUGAACAUUCUAAUUUUUUGUUUUGUGUUAACAUUGAAUUGUUCAAAUUUUAAACCGUCAACCCAGAGUGUUAAACAUUGAAUUUUUUAUGCUAUCCUCUGUUUAUAAAACAAUCAAAAAGUAAUGCCUAUUUAUUGCUUGAUGUGUAAUAUAUACUAAAGUAGUAAAUGUGAAAAUAAUAAAAACAGAUUAAAAAACAAUAAUCCUGA
Molecule: messenger RNA, 2279 nt
Organism: Armigeres subalbatus
Lineage: Eukaryota; Metazoa; Arthropoda; Insecta; Diptera; Culicidae
Gene: sea
Product: putative tricarboxylate transport protein, mitochondrial
Exons: 4
Coding region: 529-1494 (321 amino acids)
Biological process (GO): mitochondrial citrate transmembrane transport
Cellular component (GO): mitochondrion
Molecular function (GO): citrate secondary active transmembrane transporter activity
Source: RefSeq, a predicted model, not a curated record